GAGGCAGAGGUUGGCGAGGGAGAUCCUGAGCGUUUCACGUCGACGACUUGAUGUCAACACUCGUAAAGUUCUAACAGUGUACCUCGACGGAGUAGUGGGCGCAGCUGAGCGAGGAACCACCACCCCGGAGCUGUGGUCGUUCGCCCAAACCCUCCGGACUCAGCUCAUCGCUGACGUUCAGAGGAACGAGGGUAUCAACGGGUGCAUCAAACAUAUUUGCGCUCGCAACCGGCACAUCGGGUUACCUCUGUUAAGCGCCAGGCUCGGCGUCAGGUCUCAGCUGGGUAUUGUUGGCGUUGGCAAGGCUGCCUUGAAGUUUUCCCACAUUCGCAAGGAGGCCGCCGCUCUCCUCAAGUCAGCGGCGACGUGCUUGCCAGCGGCUCGCCAGCUUCGGGAUGAUUCGCAGCGAUGGCAGACGCCGCCGCCGCACGGGCUGCCGUCGAAGCAGGUUCUUGACAUUUGCACGGAGCUGGCAGACCCUGCUGAGCUGGCAGGAACGCCUGCGUGGAGAUGGGCGACGGCUCAAACGCUUCUUCUUGGACGGCAUGUCAGGGACGUGAACCCUCGCGUGUGCUUGUCUUUUGGCACUGGGAGGCUUUCGGUUGGCGACGCUGUCUACUUUGUCACAGAUCGAAAUUUUUCUGUCAGGUCAACUACUAAGUGGGUGAUGGUCGACGGCGACGACCCUGAGGGGCCGCCGAAGGCGUGGUGCCAGGCGCGGCUCUUGGUCCCAUUCGAGCACGCCGCCAGCAUCGACAUGUUCGCUAGCAUAUACACCAGUCGAUUUACGGGCGGAGUCGGCGAGGGCCCCCUCCAGGUUCGCCGCCACGCUGUCCAGAGUAUGUCACAGCAGCCCGACGGGAACUUCCAUGCCACGAUCGACAUGAACCAUGAGGAGAUCAUGACUCUAAGCAAGGAGGUCCCGAAGGUCGGGCUGCAGCGGAAGACCGCCCACGAGACCAUCGAGGACUGGCUCGAGGGCUCGGGGCCCCCCGGUGCCCCUGGAGAUGUCGGGCCAGGCGCGGACUCCGGAGUCGUGGGAGCUGAGCCGGGGGCUGGGCCGGCAGCUGCUGGCAGCGGAGGCGACGAGGAGCUAGACUCGCUAGACCUUGCCGACGACGACGCCGCGCUGGCAGAGGUCGGGCAGGCCAUGUACGCGCACGCGCACGGGGGCAUCGAGGAGACCGGGCUGGGCUUCGACGCAUUGGCGCAGGCGGACGCCGAAGAGGCCGGCGAGGCGGCGGUGAGAGCGCACGAGGACGAGAUCAUCGCGAAGGCGCUGAAGGCAGAGGGCGAGGGCGGCGACGCGACGGGCGCCGUUGUCGACGACGACUUCGCUGACGGGGCGGACUUGUCCGCGGAGCAGAGGGAUGAGCUUCUUGCAGGUGCUAUGGCAGAGGAUGGCGGCGGCGGCGCUGGCGACGUGGAGAUUGACAUCGACGUCGCCGUCCUGGAGAAGUGGCGGGCCGAGCUCGAGCUUAGUCUCGCAGCGAUUGAAAGCGCAUCAGAGGUUGAGGCGGCUCGCCUGCGAGCGGGCUCGAACCCCGGCGGCGGCGCCAAGCCGCCGCACGAUCUCUCGUUGGUGAUGAGCGACCACGUUGUAGCAGAUGAUCCUGGUCAGCGGAAGAUUGUUUACCUGGCUUGGACCCAGCCGUCGCAACUUGUUGGUCGCAUCUGCGACGUCAGGGACAGGAGCGUGAUCUGGUCCGUCACCCUGCAUAAGAGCUCCGCGUGGCCGAGGGCCAUCAUGCUCCACCCUGCGGUAGGGGCCACGAUGAACAAGGAGAAGUCGCAUCGCCCCAGGGUGCCUGAGCCAGUGGAUCGGCUACGGCAGUCGGCAGAGACAGUGCUGGCCUGCAGCCAAGAUGGGCCAGCUGAAGGGUUCGGCUGGGGCACGUCCACCAUGCAG
Messenger RNA from Prorocentrum cordatum, 1909 nucleotides. The record is from the annotation of a GenBank genome assembly. Lineage: Eukaryota; Dinophyceae; Prorocentrales; Prorocentraceae.